GUAUAUCCUUAAUUUAUUAUCUGUAAUAUUAUGUCUAUGUUAAGUACUCUAUGAUUAUAUCUAUUGUCUAUGUCUUCUCUUUGUCUUGUUCGUGCGUAAUAUUGUAAUGUCGAGUCAUGUCUUUGAGUCUAAAGUCUAAAUUAAUAAAGUCGUACGUAUCCAGUCAAUCAGUCUUAUUUAUUAUACCUAGCAUCAUAAUAUAUGGUGUCAGAAUUCGCAACAAAGUGAAGAAUAUAUAUAUUUUACGUCAUCUGAAAGUCAAUGGUAAUAAAAUUGAAAAUUCAAAAUGUCGAUGUCUACAAGACAAAACGUGGAAGCAUGUUCACAAAGUCACAACUUCAACAACGUACCAAAAUUAAUAAUUGCAACAAAUCAAAAUAACAAUUCUAAUUGGAAGAAAUGGUGGCAAUGUUUUGAGCUUUUUCUACUUGCUUCGGAUCUGGAAGAUGCAUCCGAGAAAAGGAAAAUAGCCAUCAUGUUACAUACAAUCGGAGAAAAAGCUAACAUGAGUUCGAGAUUAACACAUGUUCGUCAAAGAUUGUUGCAAGAAACGGACCUAACACUCGAAAAGGCUAUAUCUAUUGCUAAUAAUGUCAUUAUGGCACAACAAAAUGCUCAAACAAUGGAAAAUUCUCAAUAUUCAGAUAAUGUUUUACAUUUAUCACAGUCGUAUACAAAGUCACAGUCAAAGAAACAGUCUACGAGUAAUAACAGAAAUAAGUCAAAUAAUAAAAAUCUCCACAAUCAAAAUUUUGCUAGUCGACGCAGUCAAAGUCCAGCACCAAAGACAAGUAACAACAAUAAAUGUACUCAUUGUGGUCAAUGUUAUCAUCGUUUCAAAUGUCCUGCAUCAGGAGUAAGGUGUAAAAUAUGUCACAAGAUUGGACAUUUUGCAAAAUAUUGUUUUUCCAAUCGAUCUAACAUUAGAUCUGUAGAAUCGUCUUAUCCAGUCCGAGAUGUCAACGAGAAAUCAAACAAUGAUUCAGAACAAUUUUUCAUCGGUAUGGUGAAGAGUGUCAACAACGACAAGUCAUGGAUGUCUACCACCUGUCUGUCACCUCAAGUUGCAACAAAAUGCAAUUCCAUGCGUUGAUCAUCCCAGAAAAGUUCCAUUUGGUUUAAAAAAUAAAUUAAAAGAAGAAUUGGAUCGCAUGUCAAAAUUAAAAGUUAUAGAAAAAGUCACAUAUCCAACCGAAUGGGUAAAUUCUGUAGUCGUCACUGUCAAGAAAUCAGGUCAGUUAAGAAUUUGUCUAGAUCCGAGAAAUCUUAAUAGAUAUAUAGUCAGAGAACGCUAUCCUCUUAAAAGCAUAGAUGAAAUUAGGUCAAUAUUAAAUGGUGCUUCAUAUUUUUCUCAUCUUGAUGCUUAUUCAGGGUUUUGGAUGUUAAAACUUGAUGAUGCUAGUUCAGAUCUUUGCACAUUUCAAACUCCUUUUGGUCGUUAUCGAUACUUAAGAUUACCUUAUGGUAUUAAUGCUUCCUCAGAAAUUUUUCAAAGAGUUAUGUCAGAUAUUUUUUCUGAUAUAGAAGGUGUUUUGAUUUUUGUAGAUGAUAUUUUAGUAUUUGGUGAAACAGAACAAAUUCAUAAUCAAAGAUUAUUAAAAGUCAUGCAAAGGGCUAGAGAGGUUAAUUUAAAGUUCAAUAAAAAUAAAUGCAAAUUUUCAGUCAAUGAAAUAUGUUUUUUAGGUUAUAUAUUUAGUAAAGAAGGUGCAAAAGUUGAUCAAAAUAAAGUUAAAGCUAUUCUUGAUAUGCCAGAUCCAACUAAUGUCAAAGAAUUACAGAGAAUAUUAGGAAUGAUUAAUUAUUUAGGACCUUUUAUUGAAAAUUUGUCAGAUAAAACAAAAAUUCUCAGAAAUCUGUUAAAAAAGAAUACUAUAUGGUUAUGGGAUGAAAAUUGUAGUCAAUGUCUUCAGUCAUUAAAGGAGGAAAUAACGAAAUCUCCUAUCUUAGUACAUUACAAUCCGAAUAUACCACUUAUUUUGUCAGUAGAUUCAUCAAAGUCAGCAUUAGGCGCAGUUCUCAUGCAAAAUAAACAACCUAUUGCUUAUAGUUCUAAAACUUUAACAGCUACACAAGAAAGAUAUGCUCAAAUUGAAAAAGAGUUAUUGGCUAUUCAAUUUGGUUGUGAAAAAUUUCAUCAAUAUGUAUAUGGUAAUAAGGUAACCGUACAUACUGAUCAUAAACCGCUAGUCUAUUUGUUUAAAAAACCAUUAAAUGAUGUACCAGCAAGGUUACAAAGAAUGAUGCUUUCAUUGCAAGCUUAUGAUUUAAAUGUUAUUUAUGUACCUGGUAAAGAGAUGUAUAUUUCAGACACACUUUCUAGAGCAGCUUUAAAAGAAAAUUUUAUUCCUAAAUAUGAGUCAGAUUUAUCUUUUCAUGUUAAUUCUUUAUAUUCUAAUUUAGCUAUUAGUCAGGAAUAUAAAAAUAAAAUUUUAAUAGCUACUAAUUCAGAUAAAGACUUGCAAAAAUUAAAAAAAUAUUGUCUAGAGGGAUGGCCUGUCAGUAAAAAUAAAAUGGAUCCUUUAUUAAAGUAUUAUUGGAAUAUUCAAGGUGAAAUACACAUUAUUAAUGAUUUAUUGUUUAAGGGUGAUAAGUUAAUUAUUCCAAAGUCAAUGCAAAGUGAAAUGUUAAGAAAAGUCCAUGAAGGUCAUCAGGGUAUUAACAAAUCUUUAAAUUUAGCUAGAAGUAUUAUUUUUUGGCCAAAUAUGAGCGCAGAUAUAAAAAAUUUAGUUGAUCAAUGUCUUAUUUGUGCUAAAUUCAAACCAAAUAAUCAACAAGAACCUCUUCAAAGCUAUGAUAUUACAAAAUUCCCAUGGCAGCAAGUCGGUAUUGAUUUAAUGUAUUUUAAUAACAAAAAUUACUUAGUAGUUACUGAUUAUUAUUCCAAAUUUAUAGAGUUAGCAAUUUUAAACAGUCAAUACACAGCAUCUAAUAUAAUAAUACAAUUAAAGUCUAUCUUUGCUCGUCACGGUAUACCCAUGAAAUUAGUGUCUGACGGUGGACCUCCGUUUAAUUCUGCUGAAUUUAAAUCUUUUCUAUAUUCUUGGGAUAUUGAACAUAUUAUGACUAGUCCAUAUCACCCGAAGUCUAAUGGUCAAGCUGAAAGUUCUGUUAAAAUUAUGAAAAAUUUAUUAAAAAAAUGUUUAGAGUCAAAUACAGAUCCUUACAUGGCAUUGUUACAAUAUAGGAACACACCUAAAGCUAAUUUUCCAUCGCCAGCUCAAUUAUUAAUGUCUAGAAAUUUAAGAAUGCAUAUACCAAUUACUAAUAAGAAACUUAAACCAAAAAUUGUUACUUUCAAUGAAUAUAAAAAUAAUUUUGAGAAAAAUCGUGCUCGGAGUAAAAUUUACUAUGAUAGAAAUAAGAAACAAUUACCAUUAUUACAGCCAGGAGAUUAUAUAACUUUUAAAAAAAUGCCUAACUCAGAUUGGCUUCCUGGAAAAGUCAUUAAAAGAUUAGAUUGUCAACGUUCAUAUAUAAUAGAAGACGCUGAAGGUAAAAGAUAUAGAAGGAAUAGAUUUUUAAUUAAAUUUAAUUGUAAUGAUAGUUGUCAUAAGUUUGAUGAGAUGCAAUCCAACAAUUCUGAGGAAAGGGAUAGUCAGCAGAGGAACAGGCAGAUGGAUACUAAUAAUAAAGAAUUAGAUAAGAAUAUUAAUUUCCAGGAGAACUGUAAUAAAAGUAGAUCAGGUAGAGUAAUUAAGAAACCAGUUAAGUUGAAUUUGUAAAUUUGUAAUGGUGUUAAUGUGUUAUGUAGUAACUAUUGUUUUCAGUAUAAGUUAAAAGUUUAAAUGUAAACUUUAUUUUAUAAAAAGGGAGAUGUUGUAUAUCCUUAAUUUAUUAUCUGUAAUAUUAUGUCUAUGUUAAGUACUCUAUGAUUAUAUCUAUUGUCUAUGUCUUCUCUUUGUCUUGUUCGUGCGUAAUAUUGUAAUGUCGAGUCAUGUCUUUGAGUCUAAAGUCUAAAUUAAUAAAGUCGUACGUAUCCAGUCAA
This is a messenger RNA of Melitaea cinxia (Glanville fritillary), 3985 nucleotides long. RefSeq lists its product as uncharacterized. Gene Ontology annotation, molecular function: nucleic acid binding. The record is from RefSeq and is a predicted model, not a curated record. Bases 1152 to 3722 code for a protein of 856 amino acids. The transcript is spliced from 3 exons. Lineage: Eukaryota; Metazoa; Arthropoda; Insecta; Lepidoptera; Nymphalidae. Gene Ontology annotation, biological process: DNA integration.